Messenger RNA from Boeremia exigua, 1274 nucleotides. Its product is annotated as beta-lactamase-like protein. The record is from RefSeq and is a predicted model, not a curated record. Lineage: Eukaryota; Fungi; Ascomycota; Dothideomycetes; Pleosporales; Didymellaceae. The transcript is spliced from 4 exons. The coding region runs from base 47 to 1159 and encodes 370 amino acids.
AGAGCAAGCCUUCUCCAAUAUUUGAGUAACCAAGUUCUGUUUCGAAAUGGCAAACGAUGCUAUCGACCCCCCAAGCCUCAACAUACCUGAAUCGGUGAUCAGUGUCACUGUCAGAGUGAUUGACACUGGUUCGAGAGCUUCCGUACCCGCAGCCGCAUUCCUCGAACCUGCUAUUCCAGGGCACGAGAUCCUUGAGGGCUCACCUGCCUACCCGAUCCUUGUAGAACAUGAGUCAGGCCAGAAAGUAAUAUUCGACCUUGGAAUUAGGAAGGACUGGCAGAACUUCUCGCCAGCCCUGCUGAAGCUGUUCGAGGUUGCGGGCGUCACGAUUGAAGGAGACAAUGACGUGAUUGACGUCCUUGAAGAGGGAGGAAUAAGCAAAGAGAAGAUAAACGCAGUCAUUUGGAGCCAUUGGCAUUUCGAUCACGUAGGCGACACCUCUCGCUUCGCCCCCAGCACCGAGCUGGUCGUUGGACCAGGCUUCUCUGCCGCUCUUACUCCUGGAUAUCCUGUAAAUAAGGAUAGUCCCAUCUUGGAGACGGAUUACAAGGAUCGGCCUCUUCGAGAGCUCGACUUCACUGCGAAAGCGACCGUGAAGCUGGGGCGCUUUGAUGCUCUGGACUACUUCGGAGAUGGUAGCUUCUACCUUCUCAAUGCACCAGGACACACUGUAGGACACAUUUGCGCUCUCGCGCGCACCACUCCAAAGACAUUCGUUUUCAUGGGUGGUGAUGCCUGCCAUCAUUGUGGCGAGUUCCGACCAACCCAGUACCUGCCCAUCCCCGCCGAGCUCUCCCCAUCGCCACUCACGAACCCGCCAUUUGUCCCUGAAACGUUUUGUCCGGGCUCUCUCUUUCAGUCGAUUCAUCCACUAAAGUCUGCUUCACAGCCGUUUUACAAGCCAAAGAAUGAUCCAAGUCUCUUGCAAAAUUACGCCGAGACGGAAAUCACCAUUGAGAAACUGAUUGAGUUCGAUGCCAACAACGACGUCUUGACGAUCAUUGCACACGAUCGCUCUUUGCUCGAUGUGCUGGACUUCUUCCCGGCCAGUGUCAACGACUGGAAAGCGAACGGUUGGAGGACCACAGGAAUGUGGCGUUUUCUAGCCGACUUCAGGCCUGCAUUGGAUUACGUCUCUGCGGAAGACAACGAGUCUUAGAAGAUGUGAUCCCUUGUUGGCUGCACUUCAGGGAGCUUUUUUCGGGUUCAUAGGCACCCAGGCUACUUGCUAGCCCAUGUCGUUAGAUCACAUAGACCUUAAGAUUGUCGGUGCG